GUGGGAGUCACUAGCCGACCGAUCAGCUGUUCGCAUUACACAAGCAGCCGCUUUUUAAUUGGAUUUCUUUUGUUUUACCCAGGCGUAUUUAAAUUAAAAGUGCAAAAUGCCGUUCAUGAAGGGCCGUGAGCCCAUCCGCCGCACCCUGAAGUACCUGAAUGCCGGCAAGCUGGUGCUGAAGGACAAGGUGCGCAUCUUCAGCGUAAACUACAACACAUAUGGUAGUCAUCACGCGGGCGCUCGGGACUUUGUGUUCUGGAACAUACCGCAGAUCCAGUUCAAGAAUCCCGAGGUGCAGGUGCUCACACUGAAAAAUAUGACGCCCUCGCCGUUUGUGCGCUGCUACUUCGACGAUGGACGCGAUAUGCUUAUAGAUGUGGACAGCCGGAAUCGGGACGACAUCAUCGAGCACCUGAUCAAGGUGGUGGGCAAGACCCGAGAGCAACUGGACGCUGAGGAGCGCCUGAAGGAGAGUAAGGACAAUCCGGCCAACUUUGGCUACGGAUGCGGCAGGCACUGCAUCUGCGAGAUCCCCGGCCAGGUGCCCUGUCCCGGAACCGUUCCGCUGCCCGAUCACAUGCGCGGCAAGAUCUUGUUCGCACCCAAAUAGACGUUCGUUCUGAUUGUACCUUUUUUUUUAAUAAAUUAAUUGUAAAUUACACCUGCAA
Drosophila sechellia is the source of this 668-nucleotide messenger RNA. RefSeq names its product mitochondrial ribosomal protein S25 (gene mRpS25). The transcript has 3 exons. Gene Ontology annotation, cellular component: mitochondrion. Bases 107 to 610 code for a protein of 167 amino acids. The record is from RefSeq and is a predicted model, not a curated record. Lineage: Eukaryota; Metazoa; Arthropoda; Insecta; Diptera; Drosophilidae. Gene Ontology annotation, molecular function: structural constituent of ribosome.